AUGGACCCAUACGUAAUUCAGAUGCAGGACCAUGGGAGCCUCCCCUCAGUUCUGGAUGUGCAUGUCAACAUCACUGGGAGAAGCUCCGUGCUGGGAAAACUGAAAAGCAGGAAGGCCAGAUGGUCCGUGAGGCCUUCGGACAUGUCCAACAAAACUUUCAAUCCCAUCCGGGCCAUUGUGGACAACAUGAAGGUGAAGCCAAAUCCAAACAAGACCAUGAUUGCUUUAUCGAUUGGGGACCCUACUGUAUUUGGAAACCUGCUGACAGAUCCUGAAGUUACCCAAGCAAUGAAAGAUGCGCUUGACUCAGGGAAGUUUAAUGGCUAUGCCCCCUCCAUUGGCUACUUAUCCAGUCGGGAGGAAGUUGCUUCUUAUUACCACUGUCCUGAGGCACCCCUGGAAGCUAAGGAUGUCAUUCUGACAAGUGGCUGCAGUCAGGCUAUUGAACUAUGUUUGGCUGUGUUGGCCAACCCAGGGCAAAACAUCCUAGUUCCGAGACCCGGCUUCUCUCUCUACAGGACUCUGGCUGAAUCUAUGGGAAUUGAGGUCAAACUCUACAAUUUAUUGCCAGAGAAGAAUUGGGAAAUUGACCUGAAACAACUAGAAUCUCUGAUUGAUGAAAAGACAGUUUGUCUUAUCGUCAACAAUCCAUCAAACCCUUGUGGAUCAGUGUUCAGUAGACGUCAUCUCCAGAAAAUUUUGGCAGUGGCUGCAAGGCAGUGUGUCCCCAUCUUAGCUGAUGAGAUCUAUGGAGACAUGGUGUUUUCAGAUUCCAAAUUUGAGCCUCUGGCCACCCUCAGCAGCAAUGUCCCCAUCCUGUCCUGUGGAGGGCUGGCCAAGCGCUGGCUGGUUCCUGGCUGGAGGAUGGGCUGGAUCCUUAUCCAUGACCGAAGAGAUAUUUUUGGCAAUGAGAUCCGAGAUGGGCUGACGAAACUAAGUCAACGGAUCCUGGGCCCCUGCACCCUUGUCCAGGGAGCUCUGAAAAGCAUCCUGUGUCGCACCCCUCAAGAGUUCUACCACAACACUCUAAGCUUCCUCAAGUCCAAUGCGGAUCUCUGCUAUGGGGCAUUGGUUGCCAUCCCUGGACUCCGGCCCAUUCGCCCUUCUGGGGCCAUGUACCUCAUGGUUGGAAUUGAGAUGGAACAUUUCCCAGAAUUUGAGAAUGAUGUGGAGUUCACGGAGCGGUUAGUUGCUGAGCAAUCCGUCCACUGCCUCCCAGCAACGUGCUUUGAGUAUCCAAAUUUCUUCCGAGUGGUAAUCACAGUCCCUGAAGUGAUGAUGCUGGAGGCCUGUAGCCGGAUCCAGGAGUUCUGUGAACAGCACUACCAUUGUGCUGAAGGGAGCCAGGAGGAAUGUGACAAAUAG
This is a messenger RNA of Rangifer tarandus platyrhynchus (Svalbard reindeer), 1365 nucleotides long. The record is from the annotation of a GenBank genome assembly. Lineage: Eukaryota; Metazoa; Chordata; Mammalia; Artiodactyla; Cervidae.